Podarcis raffonei (Aeolian wall lizard) is the source of this 3468-nucleotide messenger RNA. RefSeq names its product chromosome 13 C14orf93 homolog (gene C13H14orf93). The record is from RefSeq and is a predicted model, not a curated record. The transcript has 7 exons. The coding region runs from base 212 to 1660 and encodes 482 amino acids. NCBI's taxonomy places the organism in Eukaryota, Metazoa, Chordata, Lepidosauria, Squamata, Lacertidae.
GGGUGUGGCGGUUGGCAGCAGGGUGCACAUCCUCCCCCUUUGCACACACACGAAUACAAAGAGCUGCACGACCUUCCAACCCAGCCUUCUGGGCAGUGCCAUGGGCAUGUCCCCACCGCAGAGCAUUCAAGGCCAGAUCUGAAGCUCUCCUUGCCUCCUCCAAGAGAACUAGCUGGGGAACACCAAGAAUCCCUCAUAAACCUGCAUCGUCAUGUCAUUCAGUGCCACAAUUUUGUUCUCUCCUCCCAACACCAAAGAGGCAAAAUGCUGCUGCUGCACCUGCAAGCAGGAGCCGGGGGCUCAGGCGACUACGCCGCCACCACCACCAUCUUCAUCGAGCACCCCGAUCACGGUUACAGGCACUGGGCUAGCGGUACAGUCUUCAGAGCAACUGCUCCAUGUCAUCUAUCAACGUGUAGAGAAGGCAGUGGGCCUUGCUGAGGUGGCGCUGAGCCUGGCCAAGGCCAAUAAUGAAGCCCUGAGGCGGCUGGAGGAGGAAAUGGGGACACUGCGCCGAAGGACGGCCCCUGUCGUCAAAGCCAGCCCCCUGAGUGGUCCUGAGGAGCGGCAAGAGGACAAUGAAGAGCAGAAUGAGGAGGAACAAGAGGCCGAAGGCUUCAGAAGUGGCGUCCAGGUGGUCAUUGAAGAGCUGCGGCAGCUGGGAGCGGCGGCAGGGCCACCCGGACACUUGGGUUUCUCGCCUGUGCAUCUGGGGCCUGGGGGGCUUGGCGGGGGAGCAGAAGAAUCACCCGCAGUAGAUGUCUCCAUUCAACGGGUCUAUGCCACACCACCUUCCCCCUCCUCUCAGCCUCUGGAUGAUCCUUCUCUCUCCUGCCCAGAGGUAUCCCCCAACAGCAUCACCUUGGAGGACAACAUGCGCGGGGAGCCACGUUUCUCUUUGGGCUUUGCAAGUCUUCCUUGUAGAAACCGAAGCAUGGGACAGAAGAAUGCAAGGCGCAAGAGGGACUUGGUGCUCUCGAAACUGGUCCAUAAUGUCCACAACCACAUCACCAAUGACAAGAGGUUUGAUGGCUCUGAGAGCAUUAAAUCUUCAUGGAAUAUCUCUGUAGUGAAAUUCUUGCUGGAGAAACUGAAGCAUGAAUUGGUAUCAAAUCACCACAAUUACACUGACAAAGAACUAAAAGGUGCUUGUGUGGCCUACUUUCUAACCAAACGACGUGAGUAUCGCAACUCUCUGAAUCCCUUCAAAGGACUCAAGGAGAAGGAGGAGAAGAAACUACGAAGUAGACGCUACCGGCUUUUUGCAAAUCGUUCAGGGGUGGCGCGUCUGCUGGGCCCUGAAGAGCAGCGUCUGUGGCAAGGCGUGACAGAGGAGCUCAUGUCAGAUGAGGAAGACAGCCUAAGUGAGCCAGGUGUGUGGGUGGCACGCCCCCCACGAUUCCGCGCUACCCCUCUCACUCAGCUUUGCUACCGACUUGAUGCCAACUCAAAGCAUGGCACCAAAGCUAACCGGGUUUAUGGGUCGCCCUCUGACCGCCUGCCCUCCGCUGAAGCUCAGCUCCUGCCCUUGCACCUCUACAACCCCCAUUUUCAAGAGGAAGGAGCCAGGGCGGGCACACCGCCUAGGCCGCCCAGCCACAAAGGCUUUUGUCCUGACCUCAGCUCAUUCGUUGAGAUCAAAGUGGAAAAGGAUGAGUGACCUGAGAAUGCUGAUCGUGUUUAAUAUGGCAGCCAAAAGGAAGACAAGGAGAGAAUACAGGAUCACCACCAGCUGAACUCAGUAUCUUCCCAAAGAGGAGGAGGGAAGCAAAUUGCCUGCCAUGCGCCAGGUUGCGUUUGUGGGCUGAGACGCAUCUUCGCUCCAUAAGGAGCUAUUACUUCUAGGUCAUGAUAGAGAAGAAAUGGAGGAUAGAAAGGGACACCACUGGGAGAAGGAGCCCUUCACAAAGAUGUGGCUGUUUGGUCUAUACCCAACAGGUUGAUGAUGUGAACAUGAAGAGUACAAUGUUGCAAAGGGAAUUAAGUCUUUUCUGAGCCUUCAAUAAAAGCAACCUUCAAACAUAAAUAGGAAUUUCCAUAAAAACUGACUACUUUGUGGACUGGGUGGAUCAGAAACUUUGGAGAACCUUUCACAUUACAAAACUACUCUCAGUUAUACUAUUGAGUUAAUAGUAGCGCAAAAAAAAUGAUAGUAAUGUCUGAGACGUUUUCUGAAAUUAUGGGGAUUGCUCAUUGCUUAGUCAAACUGCUUUUGGGACCACAAGAGUUAAGAGAACACUUAGAGUGCUUCUUGGUUGACUCUUCAUUGAUAGCAAUGCUUUUAAAUUAGAAACAUUUAGUGAUACCAAGUUGACUGUUCUUACCUGUAUCUGUGAAAACAUUAGGCAGGUGUGUAUUUUAUUCCUUCAUAAACCCCCCUCCUACUUGCAGAGUUCCUAUUCCUCCCUAUUGUUUGCAGGAAGAGUAAAAAUCUUGUGUAGGAACGCGAAGAAGAGCUAAGAAACAACACUCCUGGUUUUUAUUAUUGCAUUGUUGUGAUAUCUUCCCCUUUGCUAGGUUUCAGGAAUGGCUCUCUAUUGUCAAACUCCAAGUCCCCUACAACAGGAGAUAAAAAAUAUCUCUGGCUUUUACCAGCGGUAAAACACCAGGCUUUUUGGCUUUUUUAAAAAAACAUUUGCAUAUGCUAAUUCACAUAAAUGUACACUAAUUAAUUUCCAGAGGAUUAGCUGUGCUAGAAUGUUGCAGCCAAAACAGCGAAGAGUCAUUAACACUUCAUGCAUCUGAUGAAGUGGACUCUAGUUCACAAAAGUUUAUGCCGCCAUAAGUGUGUUAAGGUGCCACGAGACUCUUCAUUGUUCUUACUAAGUAAAAGUACGUGUUGACUUGCCUGGCUCAAGUUUUUAAAAGAAUUUGUUUCAAAUUAACUAUGUGUCAGUCUUACCACUGACCUGUCAUUAAACUAUGGCACUGGCUCCCAUGGGAGGCAGUGAUGGCCACCAACUAAUACUGGCUAUAAAAGAGGAUUGGACAAAUUCAUGGAGGAGGCUGAUGUUGGCUCUACUAGCCAUGAUGGCUAUGCUCUGCCUCCACAGCUAGAGUCCGUAAUGCUUCUGAGGAGGGCUCUUCUGCUUGGAUCCUGUUUGUGGGUUUCUCAUGGGCACCUGGCUAGCUGCUGUGAGAACAGGAUGCUGGACUAAAUGGCCCAUUGGCCUGAUCCAGCAGGCUCUUCUCAUCUUCUUAUGUACAUGGAUGGACUUAUGAGAAACAUAUUUUAGAGGGUGCUGUCAGGUGUGCAGACAUUGGGGGUACAAAACAGCCCCCCAAAAGAGGGCCACAGUACCAUCCUUAUGCAUACUACUGUAUCAAAAGCAUAAACUGGAUAUUUAUUGAGUCAUCACUGUCCUCUAGUGGCUUUUUUUAGAUAGUACAAAAGGAUGGAUGGUUCUUUUCCUCUCUGGCUGGGCAGACACCUGUUAUCAGUCUUUGUUUGAUCUAGAAAAAAGCAAA